This is a messenger RNA of Arvicanthis niloticus (Nile rat), 2100 nucleotides long. Lineage: Eukaryota; Metazoa; Chordata; Mammalia; Rodentia; Muridae. The record is from RefSeq and is a predicted model, not a curated record.
CCGGCCGGAGCAGACGCCCUCUCCGCGGCUCAGUCGUGCCUCAGUAUCACACUGGAAAAGAAGUAAAAUUGAAUAAAAAUCAUGUGUGGAGUUUCUUCUUAAAUGAAGAAGUGAUUGAGAUUAUGGAUCGGAGCAAGCGGAACUCAAUUGCAGGAUUUCCCCCACGUGUGGAGCGGCGGGAAAAUUUGAAGGAGGUGGUGGAGGGGGAUGGGAACACUGUGCAGGUGGGAAGAGUUUCGUCAUCUUCAUAUCGUGCAAUUAUUAGUGCCUUUUCCAGACUGACAAGUUUGGAUGACUUCACCCGAGAAAAAAUAGGAUCUGGGUUCUUCUCCGAAGUGUUCAAGGUGCGACACAGAGUUUCUGGUCAGGUGAUGGCUCUCAAGAUGAACACGCUGAGCAGUAACCGAGCAAACCUGCUGAAAGAGAUGCAGCUCAUGAAUAGACUGUCCCAUCCCAACAUCCUCAGGUUCAUGGGUGUGUGUGUACAUCAAGGACAGUUGCAUGCACUUACAGAGUAUAUCAACUCUGGGAACCUGGAGCAGCUGCUGGACAGUGACCUGUAUUUGCCUUGGACUGUAAGAGUGAAACUGGCCUAUGACAUAGCAGUGGGCCUCAGCUACCUUCACUUCAAAGGCAUUUUCCAUCGGGACCUCACAUCGAAGAACUGCCUGAUAAAGAGAGAUGAAAAUGGUUACUCUGCAGUGGUAGCUGAUUUUGGCCUGGCUGAGAAAAUUCCUGAUGCUAGUACAGCAAGUGAGAAGCUAGCAGUGGUGGGCUCACCUUUCUGGAUGGCACCUGAGGUUCUCCGAGAUGAACCUUAUAAUGAGAAGGCAGAUGUGUUCUCUUAUGGUAUCAUCCUCUGUGAGAUCAUCGCCCACAUCCAGGCUGAUCCGGACUAUCUUCCCCGCACAGAGAAUUUUGGGCUGGAUUAUGAUGCUUUCCAGCACAUGGUGGGAGACUGUCCCUCAGACUUUCUGCAACUCACCUUCAACUGCUGUAAUAUGGACCCCAAACUGCGCCCAUCCUUUGAGGAGAUUGGGAGGACCCUAGAGGAAAUUAUGAGCCGCUUACAGGAAGAAGAGUUGGAGAGAGACAGGAAGCUGCAGCCCACAGCUAAAGGACUAUUGGAGAAAGUGCCUCCUGGAAGGAAGCGACUGAGUUCACUGGAUGAUAAGAUUCCCCAUAAGUCUCCACACCCAAGACGUACUAUCUGGCUGUCUCGAAGCCAGUCAGACAUUUUUUCUCGUAAGCCCCCACGUACAGUCAAUGUCUUGGACCCUUAUUACCAGCCAAGAGAUGGUGCUACACAUACCCCAAAAGUCAACCCUUUCAGUGCACGCCAAGACCUCAAGGGUGGGAAGAUCAAAUUCUUUGACCUACCCAGCAAAUCUGUCAUUUCCCUUGUAUUUGACCUGGAUGCACCAGGGCCUGGAACUACACCUCUGGCUGACUGUCAGGAGUCUUUGGCCACGUCUUCCAGACGGUGGCGGUCUUUGCCUGGUUCACCUGAGUUCUUGCAUCAGGCUUGUCCAUUUGUGGGCUGUGAAGAAUCACUAUCUGAUGGGCCUCCACCAAGACUCAGUAGUCUUAAGUACAGAGUAAGAGAGAUCCCACCAUUCCGGACAUCUGCCCUAUCAGCUGCUUUAGGCCACGAGGCCAUGGACUGCUCUAACCCCCAAGAAGAAAACGGUAUUGGACUCAGGCCUAAGGGGACCAGCCCAUUCACUGGGACUGCCUCUGAGGAGAUGGAGGUGGAAGAAGAAAGGCCACGAAGAGCUCCUGUCCACUUCUCUAUUUCUGGAAUAAGCUUGCAAACCCAGGGAGAGCAGGACAGGUGAGAUAGGGGCAGGACUAGUCCCUGCCUCACCUUGGGGAUGAACUUUGAGCUGAAACUACUGGAUUCUCUUGGUGCACAGCCUCGCUCCUCCCUGGAGCUCUCCUGCACAAAGCAGGUAGAGCAGGCAGGCAGGCUGGGAAAAGCCUGGCUUAAAAUUGGGCUUUCAGUGCCCAAUGGCUACAGUAUGAGGUGUUUCAAUAGUUAGGGCCAACCUAAUUCUAAGCCUCUGAAGUCCAGCAAGGAGCUUUGGCUCCCAUGAACCA